Molecule: messenger RNA, 4788 nt
Organism: Cimex lectularius (bed bug)
Lineage: Eukaryota; Metazoa; Arthropoda; Insecta; Hemiptera; Cimicidae
Product: meiosis regulator and mRNA stability factor 1-like
Exons: 20
Coding region: 13-3135 (1040 amino acids)
Biological process (GO): post-transcriptional gene silencing
Cellular component (GO): peroxisome; cytoplasm
Molecular function (GO): CCR4-NOT complex binding; mRNA base-pairing post-transcriptional repressor activity; RNA nuclease activity
Source: RefSeq, a predicted model, not a curated record
CACAGCCAUCUGAUGGUGUGCGCGUGCCACCUAGUGUCGAAUAAAAAAUCACUAAAAAGUAAAUACUGGUUGAUUAAAAUUAAUUAUUGGUUUGAGUACAAACAACUUUCGUCCUUAUUGAUAAAAGGGAUUCUUAAAAAAAAAAGGUUUUUUGCUGUAACUUUUUCAACCCCUACUUUGUCAUAUUUUACAUGUCUUUGUGUAACAAGAGCCUUAACAGUUACAAGUUUACAACAGUUUAACCACAAAACCAUGGAUGUCACGGAGUCGAAAGGAUUUUACAGAUUUAAUGGAAGUAGUGAAAAGAAUUUAGAUAUGUUUCCUCCACCACCACAAACUUAUGUUCCAAGCUCGCCCACUUUUGACACUCUCUAUGGUAAACCAGUUCAAAAUAUAAAAAGUGUCCCAUCGGCUCAUUUCAGCUGGCAGGGAAGGAAUUGGAGAAGCGAUGACGAGACGUGGCAUGCACCCAAGCAAGCUGUCCUUCCUCCAAUAGGUGUUUUCUGGGAUAUUGAAAAUUGUCAGAUUCCCCAUGGGAAAUCUGCAUUAGUUGUUGCACAGGCAAUAAGAGCUAAAUUUUUCGAGGGAUACCGUGAAGCAGAAUUCCUUGUUGUAUGUGAUGUUAAAAAAGAGAGCAAUCAAGUCAUUCAGGAAUUGAAUGAUGCACAGGUUAAUUUGAUGCAUGUGUGUUCUAAAAGUAAAAAUGCCGCUGAUGAAAAAUUAAGACAAGCUUUGAGGAGGUUUGCUGAAAUCCAUAGUUUUCCCUCUGCGAUAAUUUUGAUCUCGAGUGAUAUUGAUUUUGCCACGGACCUUUCGGAUUUGCGGCAUAGGAAAAAGAUACAUAUAAUUUUAUUACAUGCAAACUCAUGUUCAGAGUCAUUAAUAAUGUGUGCCAAUGAACAUUAUAAUUUUGGGGAAUUGGUGAACCCCUUACCAUCUAGAGGAUCAUUUCAGGACACUGAUCAAACAACAGAGCUUGUUGUUUGGUAUCCUUACAAUUGUGAUACCAAAAAAGUGAAAAUGAGGUUGAAAUAUCUUUCUCAGAAUUGCGGUGGAAAGAUAUCGUUUGUAUCUGAGUUUUAUGCGAUUAUUUCAUUCCCAACAAUGGAUUCAGCGAUAAGGGCUCACAAGAGAAUGAAAGGAGAGACAUUAUUUGGAAGUGAGAUUACAAUAACUACCCCACAUUUGUUUCUAAGCAAGAAAAAUAAUGGUUCUUAUCCUACGUUUACAAGUUUUGAUGGAUUGGAACAAAAAAGUAGAAAGCGUUCAUUGCCAUUAUGGUACACACCAGAUGAAAGACAUUUCAAUGGAGAAUGCAAAAGUUUCAAUGAAAUUGGAACUUACAAUACACCGCAAGAAUUGCUUAAUAAUUAUGUUUAUAUGGGAUUUAAUGUGACAAAUGAAUUAUUUGUCUCUCCUUGGAACAGGCCUCACAUAAUUACACAAAAUGAACAAAUCAUAAAUCCUUCUGGUGCAGGUAAUCUGUCUAUUGAAGAAAUAUCAGAGCAAUCUUCUGCAUUUGAACGCUUCAAAAAUAAUCACAGUGGAUUUAGUUGCAAUGAAACAGCCAAUUCUGAACUGAAGAUAAGUGUUUUGUCUAAUUUCCAUCCAGUAAACAAUGGAAUAGAUAAUGUAACUCAUCAGUGCGACCCAUUGAUAAAUAGUACCAAAGACAGGCAAACAGCAUUCGAAGUUUUAUUAUCAAUUGAUGAAAGUUCUAUGCAAUCAUCUGUGAGUGAAACAUCCACUGUACAAACCGAUAACGAAAUUGCAAGCUCUUUAAAGCCACCAGUUGAAAGAUUAUCGUCUUUACUGUACAAUAAUAGCAAGGAGAAACUUGCUGUUGCAAAAGAUUCCAUUCCUGAUGAUUCUAUUUCCACCAGACAAAACAAACAUAAAAUUAUGGGUCAUUGCUUGAAACACACGAAAAAAGAGUGUGUUGAAGAGUGCAAUGAUAUGACAGUUUCACCACUGUCAAAAAUAGUAAUCUGCCUUAAGACAUUUUCAAAAAAUGUUCGCACACUUCUACAUUCCCAUGAUAACAUCCUCCCGCUCCAAAGUUUUUUUUAUUGUUACACAACUGAAUUUGGAGAGUUGACAAUAAGUGAUGAAGGGGUACCAUUGGAACACCUGGUCACGUGUAUCGACAACGUUGAGCUAUCUGUGUCAAAUGGUAUAAAAUACUUACAACAGUCAAUUACUAAAAUGAAUGAAGAGUUUGUGGAUACAGGUAAUCUCUUACCAUUUCGCAGCGAAACAUUAACAAAUGCGCUAACAAUUUUUUGCUGUGAGGUCAUUGACUUGAUAAAGACUCAGCCAUAUUGUCAAAUACCAUUUGAUAAAUUCAUUAAAUGUUAUAAUCAUUAUUAUGGAAGACAAUGUCAUCUGGCUGAUUAUGGGUUUGCUCACCUGAAAAGUUUAUUUGAAGCUGUAGCCGAUGUGAUCCAGGUAAUGGGCGAAAGUAAUUCAAAAAUAAUCACACUGACACACAAGACACAGAUGAGGAGGUUCUCUUUGGAUUUUGUUAGAAUAUUACGGCUCCAAACUGACCAAAAAAUCUUGCUAUCUGAACUUCCUUCAAUUUUCGAGAACAUCCUCUUACAUCCUUUCAACCCGGUUGACUAUGGUGUUUGUAAAGUUGAAGACCUCAUUAGUUGCAUUUCAUCUAGUCUUUUAACUAGCCCAGCUGAUAAUGACAUUAUAAUUUAUUUAAAAACAAAACAAUCAAAAGAUAAGACAUGCAAACUCAACAAGUCUCAAUGUUUGAAGAAAGGAAAAAAUAAAAAGGAAAGUCAAUCAUUAACUGAAAAAUCUGAUUCAGUGGUUACCAAAUUAUCUAAUCUGUCAAUUGCUCCAUCUGACGUUCAUCAACCGUCUUCAUGUUCUCCAAAUUCAUCUUUACAAGACAAACCUACAACUUCUAAGUCCAAACGAUCUCAAUGGGAAACUUUAUUGGAUUCUCCGCCUUGUGAUAACACUGCAAGCUCAUCCACCAGUGAUUUACCACCGUCAACAACUAGCCACACUAAGAAAAAUGGCCAAUUAAUCAUUUCACCGGACCCUUCAAUACUUCCACAUCCAAAUAUCCAUCUCAAAUCCAAGCCCUGGAUCCGGCAUGUAGAACACCAAACAUAAAGAUGUAAAUUUGAUAUCACCACCAAAUAGUGGUAAUAAUUGUUCGCCGAGAUUGGCUGCAUAAUUGACUCCUGACGAUAAUGAACAACGAUAAAUGUAUAAUUACUUUUAAAUUGCAGUUCCUCAACCCGGUUAUAUUACUGGUGAUAUUGUGAUAUGAUAACUUAAUUUUUCUCAAUUUGAUUUACCAUUAAGGAUAUUUUAAUCUAUUCAAACUUUAAAAAUUUUAAUGCCAAUUAACUGACAAUUUGUAUUGUACUUCAGUUAUCUUGACAUAGUGUGAGAAACUUCAAACUUUGGUUGUCCCAAAAAAUGUUUGAAUAUUCAAUAUAUUCACAUUGAAAUAUUUACAUUCAAUAUAUUGGAUAUGUCAAUAUUUAGGUAUAAAUUUGGUAAUUUGAAGUUUUCAAGAAAGGGUUUGAACGUAUAGAAUCCGCAAGUGCACUCUACAAUCAUUUUAAUAUCUCUUUUAAGUAAUUAAAAGAUUUUUCAGUACAAAUUAAACCAUUUUUCAUUAUGUAUUUAUGUUUUUAUAUUAUAUGUAAAUACUCUUUUUUUCUUUUUUCUUUUUUUGUCAGUUCAGAUUAGAAACUUAUCUCCCUUAAACCAAUCUAUUUUCUGCUUGAAUUUGAUACUUUAUAAGUUAUCUCAUUACUUAUUUUAUCUAAUUUUUGUAAUGUACGAGAUAUAAUUAUAGUAUAUUGUAACAAUUGAUUGUUCGGUCAUUUUGCAAUAUUGCAGUGACCAUGUCAUCAUACUCUAUUUAUAUCACUAUAAUUACAAAAUUAUGUACAUCAAGUGAGAUUGUAAUAAUUACAUUAUGAUUGGUGCGUAGAGGAGAGAUAUACGACUUGUAUCUAUAAAUUCAGUCAUUCCAAAUACAAAAAUAAGUAAAAAUUCCAAAAAAAAAGCACAAUGUUUAUAACUUUGAGUGUGAAACUACUUUAAUAGAGUACAAAGAUAAAUUGAAUUAAAAAUAGUGGAUAAUGCUCAAAAUAUUAAAAAAGUUAUUAUACAGCGGUGAUUUUUACUUAAAUAAAUUUUUGAGGGGUAAUGUUGUUAACUUGCCCAUUUUACUUGUUCUUUAAUCACCAUUGACUGACUAUCAUAUAAAAUAAUUUAUGUAUAAAUAUUAUGUUUAUAUUUGAAAUUGUUACUCAACAACAAAUCAUCAGACCUAGGUUUUAUGUGUAAAUCACAAAUGAAUUAUAAUAUGUUAUUGUAAUUUGUUAAUUAUUUACAUUUCAUUUUAGAAAGGUAAGUUGAUGAUUUAUUAUGUGAUUGUUUUAUAGAAAUUAGGCUCUGUUGACCAGGGAAAAUUGUUGUUGUUAUGUUCUAAUUUAAUCUCAAAUUGUACAAAUAACUUUUAAACCUUUUUUUAAGUCAAUUGAGUGGUGUUGUUCAUAAUUGUUUUACAUGAUCAUUUUUUUUUCUUCUUUCUUUUUUUUUUUGUAAGCGAUCAAUUGAAAAUAUUUACCUGUAUCUGACCAAUUACCUGAUCUGAACGCGUUAAUAAAAAAAUAUUAUUUCUUAAAAAUUUAUAAUUAAAUGUAAAUAAUCUUUUAACUGUGUAUAUGCCAAUAAAUGGUGACAACUUGAAACAUGUCAGCCUCUUUUCAAAAUUGUAAAUAUAUAUUAAAAAAAAAAAAAAAA